AUGUCCUUGGCGGGUCGCACCAUCGUCAUCACAGGAGGUGCCCGAGGACUCGGCCUGGCCUUUGCAUAUGCCAUCGCCGAGUCAGGUGGCAAUGUGGCCAUCCUCGACGCUGCGGACCAACCGCACGAGCAUUUUUACCGACUGCAGAAGGAGUCGGGGGCGAAGGUUGAGAUUUACAAGAGCGAUGUAACGAAUUACGACGUCCUCAAAGCGACUUUUGACCAGAUUGUUGCCGAUUUUGGCCGGAUUGACGGGCUUGUAACUGCAGCCGGAAUCUGCCCCGAUGAAUCCUUCCUUGAACGCUCCCCCGAGUCCGUUGCCCGAUGCAUGAACAUCAAUGUCCUCGGAACAUACUAUUCUGCACAGCUGGCUGCUAUUCAGAUGGCUCAGCAGGAGCCAACAGAGUUUAGCCCCCGCGGUGGCUCUAUCGUGCUGAUUGCAUCCAUUGCCGCGUAUGUGGCGAGUAAGGGCCAGCAGACGAGCGACUACUGUGCGAGUAAAGGAGCAGUCGUUGCACUCGCCAAGUCGUUGGGGGUCGAGUUAGCCGGGAAGGGCAUUCGGGUUAACAGCAUUUCACCGGGAUACAUGAUGACCGACAUGAGCCUUGAUCUCUGCGAUCGAUUCCCGGUGCUCAGUGACAUUAUGAAUAACGAACCGCCCAUGCGGAGAAUGGGUGACAGAACUGACUUGAAAGCGCCGGUUGUUUAUCUGCUUUCCGAUGCGAGUGCCUAUCAUACGUCUGAUGAUUUGUUGAUUACGGGGGGUAUUCAUGCGGGCAGACUUUUGUAG
Aspergillus wentii DTO 134E9 is the source of this 789-nucleotide messenger RNA. RefSeq lists its product as uncharacterized. Gene Ontology annotation, molecular function: oxidoreductase activity, acting on NAD(P)H, oxygen as acceptor. Gene Ontology annotation, cellular component: intracellular anatomical structure. The record is from RefSeq and is a predicted model, not a curated record. The transcript is spliced from 4 exons. The coding region runs from base 1 to 789 and encodes 262 amino acids. NCBI's taxonomy places the organism in Eukaryota, Fungi, Ascomycota, Eurotiomycetes, Eurotiales, Aspergillaceae.